Messenger RNA from Alternaria ethzedia, 1995 nucleotides. RefSeq lists its product as uncharacterized. Bases 1 to 1995 code for a protein of 664 amino acids. Lineage: Eukaryota; Fungi; Ascomycota; Dothideomycetes; Pleosporales; Pleosporaceae. The transcript is spliced from 5 exons. Gene Ontology annotation, molecular function: protein binding. The record is from RefSeq and is a predicted model, not a curated record.
AUGUCGCAUACGGGGACUAUGCGCGGUACGCCCAAGCCCAAGAACCAGCACCCGCCCCAGCAAUUCCCCCACAGCCCCUCGGGGAUCCCGCGACCAGCAGCUCUCGAGACGCAUGCUUCUCAUGUUGCCCAGAGCGAUGCGGGCGGCUCUUCGCUCAGCGCCAGUCGUGCCAAAAUGUCGAAGCGCGACGACGCCAUCCGCCGCAAGAUCGAAACCGACCUGAACAAAAAGAAGAACCCCAGCGGCCGCGUGCGACCCUCCAAGAAAGCCCCGCCUGGCACUGUCCUCGCCUUGAAGCCCUCCCCCGCGCUCCAGAUCAAGCCCUCCACCUCAGUCGCCGAGGCUGCGCAGUUGAUGGCAGCUAAGCGCGAGGAUUGUGUCCUAGUUACCGACGACGAUGACCGUAUUGCGGGUAUCUUCACGGCCAAGGAUCUGGCCUUCCGCGUCGUUGGCGCCGGCAUCAAGGCUCGCGAUGUCACAAUCGAAGAGAUCAUGACCAAGAACCCCCUCUGCGCAAAGACCGACACAAGUGCGACCGAUGCUUUGGAUCUCAUGGUCAGGAAGGGCUUCCGCCACCUUCCCGUCAUGGACGAAAACCACGACAUUUCCGGUAUCUUGGACAUCACCAAAUGUUUCUACGACGCCAUGGAGAAGUUGGAGCGCGCCUACGCUUCCUCGCGCAAGCUGUAUGAUGCUCUGGAGGGUGUGCAGGCCGAGAUGGGCUCCAGCCAGCCGCAACAGAUCAUUCAGUACGUCGAGGCUAUUCGUCAGAAGAUGUCUGGUCCUACUCUCGAGUCUGUCUUGACUGGCCUGCCCCCAACAACCGUAUCCGUGCGCACUUCUGUCAAGGAAGCUGCGUCACUCAUGAAGGAGAACCACACAACCGCUGUUCUGGUGCAGGACAAUGGCUCCAUCACCGGUAUCUUCACCAGCAAGGACGUCGUCUUGCGUGUGAUUGCCGCGGGGCUCGACCCGAUGACUUGCAGUGUCGUACGAGUGAUGACUCCGCAUCCCGACUUUGCGCCUAUGGACAUGAGCAUCCAGUCCGCUCUGCGCAAGAUGCAUGAUGGUCACUACCUCAACUUGCCUGUCAUGAGCGACGCAGGGGAGAUUGUUGGAAUGGUCGAUGUUCUCAAGCUGACUUACGCCACUCUUGAUCAGAUCAACAACAUCAGCACGACCGACAGCGAAGGUCCCGCGUGGAACAAGUUCUGGCUGUCUCUGGACAACGAGACCGAGUCGAUGAUGUCGGGCGAGGGUGGGAGUCGCGUCCACGACCAUCGCUCCUACGUCUCCCACCAUGAUCGCCCUGGCCUAAUGGACCGUGGCGAUAGCGUACUACCCAACGAGUCUGCCUCUCAUCACGGGGACUCACCAGACGCAUCUGCUGUCGCCAGUAUUCCUCCCUCUCAUAUGGAGGACAUGCCGUUCCCUUUCAAGUUCAAAGCUCCAAGUGGUCGCGUUCACCGUCUGCAGGUCGUUGUAUCUGCUGGUAUUGAAGAGCUCAUCCACAAUGUAGCGAACAAGCUUGGAGGAGAAGUCGAGGCCAUAGGAGGCGUACCGAGCUUUGAUGACGGCAAGGUUUCCCGGGGUGGCUUCGCUUUGAGCUAUCUCGACAACGAGGGAGACACAAUCUCCAUCACCACCAACGACGAUCUUGUUGAGGCUGUUAGUCUAUCCCGCAUGGCACAUCGCGAGAAGGUAGAUCUCUUUGUGCACCAUCCUGAAAAGGCACCAAUGUCUGCCGAGGUCAACCCACAACCUGCGCUGCCCAAGCCUGUCACACCGCCUGAGUCGUCUCUUCGCGAACGUAGACAGUACUUUGACGAAGAGGAAGAGAAGCCUAGAUCACGAGGCCGUAAUCAGCCAGUACCUAUAUCGCAACAGCCAGAGAUCAUCGCUGGUGUACCGAACGACCUUCUCCUUCCUGGAGCUAUCGGUGUACUAGCUGUUGUCAUCGUCGGUGUGUUUGUGCUUGGCCGCGCCAGUCGGUAA